Messenger RNA from Alternaria postmessia, 2298 nucleotides. RefSeq lists its product as uncharacterized. Gene Ontology annotation, biological process: pentose-phosphate shunt. Gene Ontology annotation, molecular function: transketolase activity. The record is from RefSeq and is a predicted model, not a curated record. The coding region runs from base 1 to 2298 and encodes 765 amino acids. Gene Ontology annotation, cellular component: cytosol. Lineage: Eukaryota; Fungi; Ascomycota; Dothideomycetes; Pleosporales; Pleosporaceae. The transcript has 5 exons.
AUGUGGAAAGCCCGGCCAACUGUUCUGGAUAUACGUCGAAGAUUAGUUUUCAUAGCAGCACAAGAGAUACCUAGAAACGAUACUCCUUUCAUACCUCGCAUUUCCCUCUCACAAAGACACAAAAUGCAUACAUCGCAAGAUUCACCGCAAGUGAACGGCUCGACCGGUUACGGUCAGAACGUCGUAGAUGGACUGAAAAAAGAGGCGAAGUUGGAACAGUCAUCGGUCCAAAAAUUAUCGAAAGAGCAAGAUCAUGUUUUGAAAACCUUCAGACUGCUCAUUGCGGAUCUGUGUCAACAGUUCAAUGGCGGGCAUCCCGGAGGCGCCAUUGGUAUGGCUGCGAUUGGUGUCGCACUGUGGAAGUAUGCCAUGCGAUAUGCACCGCACACACCUACGUACUUCAACCGGGAUCGAUUCGUCCUAUCAAACGGCCACACAUGUCUUUUCCAAUACACCUUCCUCCAUCUCACAGGGUAUAAAGCCAUGACUUUCGAUCAACUGAAGUCGUAUCACUCAGAUCGCGUCGACGCUCUUUGUCCAGGACAUCCUGAAAUUGAACAUGAAGGCAUUGAGGUGACGACUGGCCCGUUAGGACAGGGUGUAGCUAACGCGGUGGGUCUGGCAAUGGCGACAAAGAACCUGCAGGCGAUUUACAACAAGCCAGACUUCGACGUGGUGUCGAACCACACAUGGUGUAUGAUCGGAGACGCGUGCCUUCAAGAAGGUGUUGCCUUAGAAGCAAUCUCUUUCGCUGGCCAUCUGAAGCUGAACAACCUUACCAUUAUUUACGACAACAACCAGGUCACUUGCGACGGUUCUGUCGAUUUGACCAAUACUGAGGACGUGAAUGCCAAGAUGGCGGCAUGCGGCUGGGAUAUCAUCGACAUUGAGGAUGGCUGUUUCGACAUUGAGGGCCUUGUUGAGGCUCUGAACAAGGCACGAUCAUCUACUGAGAAGCCCACAUUCAUCAAUGUCCGAACGGUAAUCGGCCUUGGCAGUGCUGUUGCAGGCGAUGCAGUUGCGCAUGGCGCAGCUUUCGGCGCAGCGGAUGUAGCCAACAUGAAGAAAGCUUACGGCUUCAAUCCCGAGGAGCAUUUUGUUGUUAGCGAUGAAGUGCGCAGGUUCUUUGAAGAUAUUCCGGCGAGGGGCGAGGAGCUUGUAAAGUCCUGGGAGAAGAAAGUAGACGAGUAUCUAAACAAGUAUCCGGAGGAGGGAACCGACUUCAAACGCAGGGUGGAAGGUCGCCUGACAGAGAACUGGAAAGAUCUGGUUCCGAGCUCAUUUCCCGAUGCGCCGACGGCAACGAGAAAAGCGUCGGGCCUGGUCUUCAAUUCGAUCGCCGAGAAGAUAAACAACUUCAUGGUCGGCACAGCGGAUCUGUCGCCCUCGGUCAAUAUGAUUUGGAAGGGCAAGGUCGAUUUCCAGAAUCCUGAUCUGAAGACAACAUGCGGGAUUGUAGGCAACUACAGCGGACGGUACAUCCAUUACGGUGUGCGGGAGCAUGCCAUGUGUGCCAUCUCCAACGGUUUGGCAGCUUUUGCGCCCAACACGUUUAUCCCUGUCACAUCCUCUUUCUUCAUGUUCUACCUCUAUGCAGCACCGGCUGUUCGAAUGGGCGCGCUGCAACAGCUCCAGGUCAUACAUGCGGCGACACAUGACAGCAUUGGAAUGGGCGAAGACGGUCCAACUCAUCAGCCAAUUGAACUCGCAAACCUCUACCGCGCUAUGCCCAACCUAUUGUACAUUCGACCGGCCGAUAGCGAGGAGACUGCCGGAGCGUGGAUCACAGCGAUUGAGGCGAAUAACACGCCGACCAUCAUCUCGACAUCGCGGCACACUCUUCCUCAGCUUGCACAGACGAAGCGGGAUUCGGUCGCGAAAGGUGCAUACGUAAUCGAGGAGGUUGAGGAUGCGGAUGUGACGCUUAUUGGUGUCGGUGCAGAGCUGCAUCAUGCGGUCGAUACAGCGAAGGAGCUGAAGGCGAAGAACAUUAAAGCACGCGUCGUGAGCUUCCCGUGCCAGCGGCUAUUCGAUGCCCAGUCUACACAAUACAGGCGAGAGACUCUAAGAAGACAUCGCGGCAUUCCAGCUGUCGUUAUUGAGCCGUAUGCGCCAAACGGAUGGGAGAGGUAUGCCGAUGCAGCAUGUUGUGUAAAGCGCUUCGGUCACAGCUUGCCAGGCAAAGCAGCCUACAAAUACUUUGGCUUCGAUGUGCCUGCGUUGACGGCGAAGGUAGAGAACUACCUGCAGCAGGUGCGCGACGAUCCACUAUUGAAGGGCGAGUUUGUCGAUUUAUGA